Messenger RNA from Cydia pomonella (codling moth), 2557 nucleotides. RefSeq names its product venom allergen 5-like. Bases 132 to 1148 code for a protein of 338 amino acids. NCBI's taxonomy places the organism in Eukaryota, Metazoa, Arthropoda, Insecta, Lepidoptera, Tortricidae. The transcript has a single exon. The record is from RefSeq and is a predicted model, not a curated record.
GCAGAUUAUUUAAAUUGUCUUUGGUUUUUAAUAUUUUUUGUAAAUUUUUGACAUUGUACAUUUUCAAAGAGAAUAUAUUAUGAUCUGGCAGAUGCUUUGUUUAUGUUAUAUGUCAAUUUUAAAAGUGUGAAAUGCAUAUUACGUUGUUUAUUUUGGAGUAUUUUAUUUUAGGAAAUGCAUUUGGAGAGAUUAUGAAUAAAACUAAACCAAUAGAUUACUGUGCCCAUCCUCAUUGUUCGAUGAGAAACCAACACACAAUGUGUGUAGCAACGAGGAAAAUUAGCGGCCGGCUUUAUGCCUCCGGCAUGACCACGUGGAUGCGCUACCAGCUGCUGCUGCUGCACAACCGGCACCGCGAUAAUGUGGCCAUGGGCCUGGACCCUGGCCAGCCCCCCGCAGCCAACAUGCGCAAGAUGUACUGGGACUACGAGCUCGAGGAGAUGGCCGAACUCUGGGCGAGGCAAUGCCAGAAAAGACACGACGAAUGUAGAAAUACCUUCCGAUUUAAUGUUCUUCAAAACAUGGAUGUCCGACCUGUCGUCGCUAAGAUGACACAAGCACAAUUGCUGGCAGAUGCGGUUGACGCUUGGUUUUCAGGUUCGAGGGUUUUACCUCAAGAAAAUAUUUGGUCCUUUAAACUUACCAACUGUAGUGCUUCAGGUGGAUGUAAUUCCCACUGGUAUUCGGCCGCGGCGUGGGCAUCUACGUGGCGCGUAGGUUGUUCCCAAGCACUUUGUACAUUAAGAGCGCGCACUUGUGCUGUUUUUCGCAAACGUCGACGUAGUGACACAAAGUUUUUGCAAUCGCCUAGGAAUGUGUCUCGAACAACUUCAAGAGAAAAUUUAUUGCGCAGAACGAAGUACAUGACACAGGCGUCGGAAAGUAAACAACAUUUUAACGACUUUUCUACUAUGUCAAGUACGGAGGUACCCCCGCUGCAUCGAGGCGUUCUCGAAUUCGCUAGGAGAGCUCAAGGAGAGCCUAAAAUUAUGGCUUAUACAUUUUGUAACUAUGGACCGGCUGGGAAUAUUGAGGGUUUUCCGAUUUACAUGAGCGGGAAGCCCUGCAGUCGCUGCCCGCCCGGCACGCGCUGUGGCGACCGAACGCACCGUGCCCUGUGCACCGUUCAUAACGAUCCCGAUAUCUAAAAUUUUUAUAACUCGGCAUUUUCAUAUUUAAAUUUUAGCAUUAGAAAUAGAUUGGACGAGAAUGCUAUAAAUAAAUAUAUGGGAACACUGUAAUAUAUAACAUUUACUUUUAUUACCCUGCUGCUGUGCUUAACUAUAACUACGAGUAUAAUAAAUACGUUCUUAUUGUUACAGUCAUUACAUAAUUUUGAGUAGAUUCAAUUGGGUAAAUGAGCCAUCCAUUAUAAAAAAGUGGAAUUUAAAAAAUUAUAUUGAGAUUAUAAAAAAAUACCUACAAAGCUCCGAAGUCACAAAAAAUUUUUUUUUUGUCUUUUAAAAAAUAGAAAAGAAAAUGGUACCAUUCGAUUCCUUACAUUUUAUUGAAAAAUAAAUUGUAAAACAACUAUACACAUAAACGCAAUAUUUCAGGGUCAAAAUGGCAAUUUCCUUGAUCUUCCACCUUAUCAUUUUGUUAGAGGCGUUUCAAUCGUCGACUGCGAGCGUCAGACUUUAACUCUCAUUUCUGACCUUUGUGUUGCUUAAAUGCCAUGAGUCCUAUAUAGACAUUUGAUCCUCAGGAAAAUCAAGGUCGUUUGACAUUAUUUACAAAAAAACAGUCAAGUAGCCAAAUAUCACGCACUAAGUAAGUUGAAAUAAUAUGUGUUAUCAUUGCAUAGCAGCCUACCACAGGGUACUUAUUUUUAUUUUCAUUUAUUCCAUUAUGAAGGUGCAGUCAUCAAUAAUAUUUUAAUUAUAUAAUUUACAUUAAUAAUAAGUUUUAUUAUUUUUGCCGUAAGUACACCAGUAGUUGGAUUCCUUUAGUAAAAAUAUAAAAUAGUUGUAAUUGUUGUAGGUACAUACAUAUAACGAAGUAAUAAUUUUUAAAUAGAUGUUUGGCGUGAACUGUUUUUAACCAACUGCGGGAAGGCAUAUGGACUUUGAUUUUAGCAGUAGGUAUGUAUAAUAUUUGUGUCCGUUUCUGGCAAAACAUUCCACUUUGUCGAUAUGGAGUUAUAGUAGUUUCUAAAAUUACAUAAUAUUAAGCUAUCUAUAGUGAAUGGAUCAAGUCUCUAUGUCUGAUAAAUAUAUUUUUUAAUGUUUAAAUUUGCAUGGGUGAAAAAGUAACAACGAAUUUCUCCGUUCCAAUAGUUAAAGUGUAGAACGAAAAAAUAACACACGAGUACUUUGAAGUUAAGAAGUGGUUGAUACAUGGUUGAUAUCAAAGUAAUCUGCAUUCUUUCAGGAUCCUAAAUUUAGCAAAAUCAUAUCAUAAAGUUUAGCCUAAACAUAAAAAUGUAAGGCAAAAAUCUGAUUGUGAAUAUCGUUUUUUUUAUAUAAUUGAUACAUGAUACUCUGUUUUUUCAUUUAAGUUAUAUUUAUACAUGUUUUCUAAAGAUAUAAAUAUUCAUUUAAUUAGUCAUUAUAUUGAA